This is a messenger RNA of Culex quinquefasciatus (southern house mosquito), 519 nucleotides long. RefSeq names its product hypertrehalosaemic prohormone. The transcript has 3 exons. Gene Ontology annotation, molecular function: hormone activity. Gene Ontology annotation, cellular component: extracellular region. The coding region runs from base 87 to 326 and encodes 79 amino acids. The record is from RefSeq and is a predicted model, not a curated record. NCBI's taxonomy places the organism in Eukaryota, Metazoa, Arthropoda, Insecta, Diptera, Culicidae.
AAUCAAUUAGGAUCAAACACCAAAGUGACAACAAGUGCUCCACGUUCCAAAAGCUCAGAAGCCCAGAAGAACCCAACGCCCUCGUAAUGGAUCUAGUGAAGCUGUUCAGCGUGCUGCUCGUCUGUGCCGCUUUGAUCUUCGUCUGUGAAGCACAGCUCACAUUCACGCCAUCCUGGGGCAAACGAUCCGCGGCACCGCUGGCCAUGAACCUGCCCAACUCGUUCGGCAUCCAGGACAGCUGUAAAACACCUGUUGACUCGCUGAUGGUCAUCUACCGGAUGAUCCAGACCGAAGCCCAGAAAAUUUUGGAGUGCAACCAAAAGUGAACGCGCCGUGGAUGGCAGAAAUGGGCUCCAAGUGGAGAAGAGUGUUUUUAUUUUUGCUUCAAUUAUUUAGUCUCAAAAGUGUAGACAUGUAUCACAUCCGGUUUGUACCCCGUGAGCCGCAGACCCGCACUCGCGAGACCCCCGUAAAUAAAGGCUACCAAAGACCGCAGAAAAUGGCAUAAGUGAAAAGCGA